Messenger RNA from Astrephomene gubernaculifera, 1678 nucleotides. The record is from the annotation of a GenBank genome assembly. Lineage: Eukaryota; Viridiplantae; Chlorophyta; Chlorophyceae; Chlamydomonadales; Astrephomenaceae.
AAAGCAUAUAUAUGCAGCGCGUACAUAGACAUAACCUAAGAGUUUACCCAACUGGGCCGGCACAGCAGCACAACAUCUCUACCAACUAGGCCGUCGCGGCAGACUCAGCCGCGACGGCAAUAGGGAUCACCCAUCUGUUAGGAAUAUCUGAGACGAUAUGCGUCGAUCUCAGGCCCUGCUGAGCAGGGUGUGGUUGCAACAGAGUGCGCAAGCAUGGAGCCAAGUCCUGCCAUCUACCCAACUCAGCGCCGUCCAUGCCUCAGCCCAUACUCGCUCCGCAACUUCUCAAACCAGCCAAAGAUGCAUCCUUCCAGCGACACAGCUGAUCCGCGCCCUGGCGCAAGCCCAUCUUCUCUUGCCGACUUCACCAAUUCCCUCGGACAUCCACGGCGUCGCGUCCUCGCCUUUCGCCGCGCUAACCUGCCGGCAGCUUCACAGCAGCGCUGCUGCUCAGGCGGAGGACGGAGCUGAUCGGGCGGCAGCGCUGCGACGGCUUGCGGCAGCUCGCACUCGGCGGCAGCGCAGUGUUGCUGCUGCGGAGGUAGCUCGGGAGCGCUCAGCCGCUUCUGAGGAGGGGGACCUGCAGCAGCAGCAGCAGGCUGCGCAGGGGGGAGAUGCGUUGGCCCCCGCUGCGCCUACCGCGAUGAUAACGCCGGUGGAGGGCAAGGCGACUGAGGCUCAGCUGGCGGCGGCUCUGGACCACGCGGCCCUCAUCGUCACACGACCCAUCGAGUGGGGCACCGUCAUCUUCGGCUACGAGCAGGCUAACAAGUACACGGUGUACGACGAGGCGGGGCGGCUGGUGGCGCUGGUGGCGGAGGACUGGGGCGGCUGGGGCAAGGAGGUGGGGCGGCAGCUGCUCAGGCAGCGCCGCUCCUUCACGGCUACUGUGUUUAGCGCGGAUGGCUCCCAGGUGUUGUUCCGGCUGCGGCGCCCCGCCUACCUGGUGUCGUCCACCAUGUUCGUGGAGGACGGGGAGGGCGCCCCGAUAGGCGAGAUCCACCAGCGCUGGCACCUCAUGAAGCGCAACUACGACCUAUACAUGGGCAAGAGCCAGUUCGCAGCCAUCUCGGGCAACUUCCUGGCCUGGGAGUUCCAGCUGCAGGACGCCUCGGGCGCCACUCUGGCGCUGGUGGACCGCAACUUCCAGGGCUUUGCCAAGGAGAUUUUCACGGACGCGGGAAAGUACGUGGUGCACUUCGGGGGGAACCAGCUGCAGCAGCAGCAGCAGCAGCAGGCCGAGCAGCAGCCGCAGCAGCCGCAGCUGCAGCAGGUUGCUGGGGGAACGGGGGCGGCAGCAGCGCCUCACCAACCGGAGCAGCAGCAGCAGCAGCAGGAGGCGGCUCCAGGGGCAGGUCCGGCAGCUCCGGCAGCGGGCGCUGCUGCUGCGGCCACCCCCGCCGCUACCCCCGCUGCUGCCACCCCCGCUGCGGGAAGCCCUGGUGCUCCCCCCUCGGUCACUCCCAUGGCGGUGGCGCGAACGGAUGUGCCGGUCAUCUCCACGUCAGGGGGCAACCAACUGGUUGUCGCCCGGCCGCUGGCCCUCCCCGAGCGCAUGGUGGCCCUAGCCUGCGCACUAACCAUCGACUACGACUACUUCAGCCAGCACAGCCGGCACGGGGGCGGGCUGGUGCCGCCGGUGGUGGUGCCCGUACCCAUGCCAGCACCGGUGCCGGGG